AUGUUGCGCUACUCCGCGGAAGCAACUGCGGGAAGAAUGGGGGGAAGCGGGGCGGCGGAGACCGACCAUGGGGGAGGGGGAACGCGCCGAGAGGGGAUGCGCGCAGACGGCGUACUGGGGAAGACAGGCGGGGCGGCGCAGGCAGCGGGGGAGGAGUGGAGGGACGACAAGAGGAGCGGGCGCGGAGAAACCGAUCGUUCCGAGAAGAAUGCUGGUGGGAGGGGGAAAAGUGAAGCAGCGGGGGGGAGCGCGGAGGGACGUGUGGGGAGGAAGCGGAAGAUGACAGUACUGGUGUGCGCAGGCGACGUGAUGGGGGACGACCAUGCGGCUAGACUGGUGGCGGCACUGCUGGGAAGAGAGAAGGGCUUGCUGGGAGAGGAGGGACGGAAGGGAGCGGAGCAGGGAGAGGAGGAGUGGGAGGUGUAUGCAGUGGCAGGGCCUAGGAGCGAAGCAGCGGGUGCCACCCUCUUAGGCAGCAACCACGGCAUGUCGUCCAUAGGGCUCUUUGAGGCCCUGCGCUUUGUGCCUCGCUCCCUGCUGCUCCUUCAAGCCGCCAAACGCUUCGUGCAGCAGCACAAGCCACAUGCGGUGGUGCUAGUGGAUUAUCCGGGUUUCAACAUACCUCUUGCUGACUACAUCCUGAAAAAUCACCCCGCCACGCAGGUCAUCUACUACAUCCCGCCCAACGAGUGGCUCUUCUCCUCGUCCUCCUCCCCUCGCAUCGCCUCCGUUGCUGCCUCUCAUCUCGUCAUCGCCACUUACCCCGACGAGGCUGAGUUCUUCUCAUCAGUGGGAGCCAGAGUGAAGCUAUUUGGCCACCCUCUAGUGGACACUGUUGCCCAUGCGCCAAGUCGAAAGCAGGCGCGAUCACAGCUAGCAAUCUCCCCGACUGCCAGGGUGGUGGCGCUGCUGCCAGCCUCUCGCCCUCAGGAGACCUCCUUCAUCCUCCCCAUCGUGCUGUCAGCUGCUCGGCUGCUCAACCAACAAAUGCUUGAUGCUAACCGCGAGGCGCCCCUCUUUCUCCUGCCUCUUGCAGACGAGUCUUUGCGAGCACAGGUGGAGGAGCAACUGAGGGCGUUCAACAUGCACACAUGCUGCCGAGUGCUCGAGCCACAGCAGAGCCUACCAGCCAUGGCAGCAGCUGAUGCAGCCAUCACCAAGUCCGGUAGUGUCACUCUCCAGCUCGCCCUGCUCAAGGUGAACCGCGUUGACCUGCUUUGA
This is a messenger RNA of Closterium sp. Naga37s-1, 1221 nucleotides long. Lineage: Eukaryota; Viridiplantae; Streptophyta; Zygnematophyceae; Desmidiales; Closteriaceae. The record is from the annotation of a GenBank genome assembly.